GCUUGUCCAGAAUUGGCGCUCGGUAUUUAUUCUAACGACUGCGCCCUGGCUCUGUGAAGGACUCUAGUGCCGCUUCCCUUGCCUUCAAAGCAACGGGUGGUAAAGGAGAGCUUUGUACCGUCAGUGACUGGCGUGUGAAUUGGGAGGGAAGCUUAUUUGAAAGGAGUUUUCAUUCAGUUUGAAGGCGAGAAAGUCUGGAAUGUACCGCCGACUGCCAGAGCGAGAGAUUACAUUGUUGUUAACACAAUUUAAAACACCGCUUCGAGAGCCACGGUCUUUGAAGGGGCUAUUCUUCAUAAACUGCAAAAACUGCGAUGGGAGGGAUUUUGGCGUCGCGGCACAGCCAACGUAUAGCUGCUAAACCUUAACGCUCAAAGGCAAUGGGUUUGUAUCCAACUGGUAUUAAUUCCAGCAUCUGCUCCUCGUGGAAACAUGAUCCAGGAAUAAAGAAUGUUUAAUGUCGGUAUAGAUGGAAGAACAUCAAGACCCUGUUCAAAGAACCUAGAGGAUUUCGAUUCUGUGCGCAGCGUGCUUCUCUACAGUGACCUGGAGCCUGAAUGGUUGGAUGAUGUCCAAAAGAAUGGGGAGCUCUUCUAUUUGGAGCUGAGUGAGGGAGAGGAGGAGGUCGCUCUCGCCCAGUCCGGCGCCGCGCAGGGCCCUGCCGCCAACCAUGUGCGUUUCAGCGACAAGGAAGCCGAGAUCAUCACGGACGGCAAGAGGCGCAAGGAGGGGGCGAAGCUGGAGCCGAAACUGAAACGGCUGGCCAAGAUCCUGAGGAGGAAACGCCUCUCCCGGAGGUGGACGGACGAUGAUAAAGGCCCUUCUGGGUGCCAGAACGCAAGCCAGUCCUCCCAGCCGGCUUCGAUUCUCAAGAACCAGUCCAGUCAGAGGCCGGGGGUUCUCGUGCAGCAACAGCUGAAGGAUGUCUGCGUUUAUGUGAACCCUAAGAGGUUGGGGAACCUGUUAUCAACGGAGGGGAGUCGUCUGCUGGAGUCCUUGCUGGGGAUUGUUUAUCAUCCUUCUUGGGCCAGAAAGGUAGUCGGUAAAGGAGAGGAGCCAGAAGCAGCCUGUGCUGAAGAAAGGCUUGCUGUGCACGGACUGGUGCCAGGCAGUCCAGCAAUUAAAUGUGGACAGAUUCUGAUAGGAGACGUUCUCGUAGCGGUCAACGAUGUCGAUGUCACGUCGGAGAAUAUUGAAAGGGUCCUGUCCUGCAUCCCAGGGCCUACACAGGUGAAGCUAACGUUUGAGACCGCCUCCUUCGAUGCUGAAGGGACUGACUCCGAGCAUCUCAACCGUAAACCGUCGCAACCUGUGAGCAACCUGGUCAAGCUUUUGUGGGGUGAAGAUGCCGUGGAACUCCAGAUGUCUAUCGGCAACAUUCCUCACAUAGUAAUGUACCUGUCCCUCAAACUGGACUCGGAGUCUCCAAAAGAGGAACAAGAAAUUCUCUACCAGUAUCCGGUAUCUGAGGCCUCUAGGCAGCUGAAGGGAGUAAGGGGAAUAUUUCUCACUCUCUGUGACAUGCUCGAAGGUGUGACUGGAGGACAGAUUGUCAGCUCUACACUGCUGCUGGGUAAGCACAUGGUCCAUGUGGGCUACUGGAAAGAAGGAGACAACCUGCUGGUCAUCGGCUUGCCUGCAGAAAGGGUUCCACUUCUACACCUGAAAAAUGUGGUUGGCGGUUUGGUCCGGACACUGAAAGUCAUGUACAGCUCCUUAGACAGUGCUUUCUGUGAGGCUGACAACAUGCCUCGAUUGGACCAUUUCUUCUGCCUGUUCUUCCAGCAGCUCAUCCAGCUGCCUAAGCCGAAUGGCAGCCCCAGCUCUCAGCCGCUCGAUAUUUCUAGUAAUUUGUUUUUGAACAGUUUGCCCGCAGUGCGCUGGCUGACAUUACCCCAGGAGAUCAAGGUGGAAAUCGAUACAGUUUUGUCUGAUUUUGAAUCAUCAGAUUUCGGAGACAUGUCUGAAGAUUACUAUGACAUGAGACGGCUUUAUGUGAUUCUGGGCUCGUGCUUGUUUUACAAGGGCUAUUUGAUCGGAAACCAUUUGCCAAAGGAGGACCUGCUGGACAUUGCACUUUAUUGUCACCACUACUGCCUGCUGCCCCUGGCCACAGAGCAGAGGAUCGGGCAGCUGGUGAUCUGGAGGGAGGUCUUUCCUCAACGCCAGUCUCAGCCCAGCGCGGAACCGGCCGCCCCAGGAUACAGCGAGCCAGACGGGCGCUGCUUUCUGCUCAUUGUCGGGCUGAGACACUUCAUGCAGUGCGUGCUGCUAGAGGCAGGAGGGUGUGCGUCUGCAGCCCUGGGGAACCCGGGACCGGACUGCAUCUACGUGGAUCAGGUGAAAGCCACCCUGCUCCAGCUGGAGGGCUUGGACAGGAGCAUCGAGGAGAGGCUGGCAGCCCCCCCCAUGCCCUGCCUGUCCUGUGCCGACUGGUUCCUCCCCUCCGGCCGGGAGAGACUGGACAGCAUCACCAGCUCCCCGGUCUUCGGCAAACUGCCCGGCUCCUCGAAGGCCACCUCGCCCACCGGCCGGAGGGUGCUGUUCGGGGAGCCGGCGCUGAGGACUCGCCGGCCCAGCCCGCAGAGGAGUCUUUCGGACAGCGGCAGCGAGGGCCCGCUCGACAACCUGUCCUUCAACCCGGGCCCGAGCCCCCACUCCACGCCCGACUCCACGAGGAAGCUGGGGCGCAGGGACUCGCAGGGAUCUGGGGGCUCCGACGGCAGUGCAGGCAGCGGGUCCCUGUUCAGGAUCACCAAGAAGAAGCACCCUAAUCCUUUCUACCUGGGGACGCUGAAAAAAAGCCUUAAUGAAAGAGAGACCGAGGAAAUGUAUAACACACUGAAGCUGACCUCUGGUGCCGAAAACACGCUGUUCCACUAUGUGUGCAUGGAGACGGUUCAGGGAAUCUUCAUCUCCCCCACCCACAGGGAGGUGGCGCAGCUGAGUGGCUCCAUCCACCCACAGCUCAUCAGGAACUUCCACCGGUGCUGCCUGUCCAUCCGAGCCGUGUUCCAGCGGAGCCUCCUGUCAGAGGACAGGAAGGCUGCGGAUGAGCUUCAGAACGUACGUGGUUUUGGGUCAGUGAAGGAGCACGGGGUUCUGUUCCAGUGCAAGCCCGAGAACUGGACCGACCAGAGGAAGCCUCCUCCUAGCAUGACCUACUGGGUUAUAGGAAGGAUGCUUCUCGAGCCUACUCCUCAAGAAUUCUACGUGUGCUUUCAUGACUCUGUGGCUGAGGUCCCAGUGGAGAUGGCAUUCCGGCUCUCUUUUGGUCUAGCCUCGUGAGGAAGAGACCUUGUUUACAAGCCCUCGAACUGUUUUUUUUUAUACACACCAUACGUUGCAGUUCCAGAAAACUAUUCUGCAAACUAGUUGGUAUCUGGCUGGGUUGUCAUUAUCUUGCAAGAACGCUGGAGUUACAAGAGCAGCACGAGGAUGUGUGUUCGUUCUGUUGCAAUCGGGAUUCUGCAGGAUGUGCCCGCAGGACUUGAUCAGUGUACCCCUGUGCAGUCAGGCUGCCAUCAAUCAGUACAAGGGAGUUCUUGCUGCUAGAAAAACACUUUUGAACUUAUUGAUUAAUCAAUGUGAAGAUUCAAGUGUAGUAGGUUUGAUCCCUGAUUUCAGGUGUUGGUUUGAGACUCACACCUAACCUUUUGACAGCUCUGUGUCUCUACAUACUGUAAUUUCAGGGUCUACUGUAUUAAAAUUGCUAAAGCCCUUCAACCUUUGUUUUACAGACAGGCUGUCUUAUAGUUCCAGAAAAAUUAUUGUGCUUAUCCUUAUAUUUAUUAUAUUUUUAUAUCAUGUCUUGAUAUAAAAAAGCCUAUCCAAUAGAGACAUAAAAUGUCUCUGUUUUACCUUAUCUUUAUUUAGGAGUAUGGCGUGGUGUGCAGAAAAGUAUUCAGAGCAAAUGAGGCCACUUCCUCAAACUAUGUUCUGUACGUGAACCCAUUCUGUCAUUGACCAGAUGUUUUAAGACAUCUUCUCCCUUUUGUACCAAAACAUAGAUGCUGUUGUAUUUUAUGAUGUAUUGUAUCAUGUGGUCAAUGAAGCCUCUUAAAAUUAACUACUUUGAAUUUUAUGUUGAAGAAAGCCCUUUUAUAUGCUAUUUAAACACUAUUUUGAGAGAAAUGUUUCCCUUUUUUGAAAUGUUGCUGUUUGUACCUCAUGUACCUCAUCACUGUUAAUUAAAAGCCAUUUUU
Lepisosteus oculatus (spotted gar) is the source of this 4205-nucleotide messenger RNA. RefSeq names its product inturned planar cell polarity protein (gene intu). Gene Ontology annotation, biological process: cilium assembly; nervous system development; establishment of planar polarity. NCBI's taxonomy places the organism in Eukaryota, Metazoa, Chordata, Actinopteri, Semionotiformes, Lepisosteidae. Gene Ontology annotation, cellular component: cilium; cytoplasm. The record is from RefSeq and is a predicted model, not a curated record. Gene Ontology annotation, molecular function: protein binding.